AGACAGCUGGAAGAGAAGAGUGGGAAGAGAAGGUGUUGAUAACAUAAAUGAACUCAAGCAUAUCCGAUUCAGACAUGAAGUAUACCCCGGUUCACAGACAUCAACAAAGUAACACUCAUAAAAAUAAGAUUAGACAAAAUGCUGAAAACAAGCUUUUUAUUAUCAAAGCGCAAUGCUGUAACGCUAUCGCGAGUGCUGGCUACUGGGAUAUCAGGGCGAAAUGUGAGACACUUGAACUUACAACCAUCAGAACAUUAUGAUGUUGCUAUUGUUGGUGGUGGCAUAGUUGGGCUCGCUACUGCAAGGGAACUCAUUCUAAGACAUCCCAAGCUCACGUUCUGUGUCCUUGAAAAGGAGAAGGAGCUAUCUAUGCACCAAUCAGGUCAUAACAGUGGCGUCAUUCAUUGUGGUAUAUACUAUACUCCUGGUUCACUAAAAGCCAAGCUUUGUGUACAGGGUUUGGACCUUACUUAUCAGUAUUGCGAUGAGCAUAACAUUCCCUACAAGAAAUGUGGCAAGUUAAUAGUUGCUGUAGAGGAUAAAGAGAUUCCCUUGUUGAACAAUUUAUAUGAAAGGGGCAAAAAGAAUGGUGUAAAAGAUCUGACAAUGGUUGAUAAGAGAGGGAUCAAGGAAAUUGAACCACAUUGUGAGGGCAUGUUUGCUAUUGUCUCUCCAAACACUGGUAUUGUGGAUUGGGCACAGGUAGCCCUAGCCUAUGGGGAUGACUUUAGAAAAGGUGGUGGGGACAUAUUCACUGGAUAUGAAGUAACUGAUUUCAAGUGUGCCUCUGAGAGUGGAAAGUCACAAGAAAAAGAAGCAGGUCUCACACAUCCUGUAACAGUUUUCACUAAUAACAAGCAAACCAUCAAAUGUCGCUACGUCAUCACUUGUGGAGGGUUGUACUCGGAUCGGCUCGCCGAGAAGUCGGGCUGCAAUAGAGAGCCAAGGAUUGUGCCAUUUCGAGGCGAUUAUCUCGUCCUUAAACCUGAGAAAUGUCACUUGGUGAAAGGGAACAUUUACCCAGUGCCCGACCCGAACUUCCCGUUUCUGGGUGUCCACUUCACUCCGCGAAUGGAUGGCAGUGUUUGGCUUGGCCCUAAUGCUGUCUUGGCGUUUGCUCGCGAGGGAUACAACCUUCUGGACAUCAACUUGAGGGACUUGGCCGACGCUCUGGCUUUCAGGGGCCUAAGGCAGCUGAUGUUUAAAUACUUCUCGUUCGGUGUGGGCGAGUAUUACCGAGGACUGAACCAUGCGGCGCAAGUCAAACAACUACAAAAGUACAUCCCUUCUGUAACCGCUAAUGACGUUGUAAGUGGACCAUCAGGAGUUCGUGCCCAGGCCCUUGACCGUGAUGGCAACCUUGUGGACGAUUUCGUGUUUGACGGGGGCGUGGGCGAGAUCGGGAGUCGUGUACUGCAUGUGAGGAAUGCGCCCUCACCCGCCGCCACAUCCUCACUAGCUAUCGCUCGUAUGGUGGCCGACAAAGCCGCCGAGAGAUUCACCUUAUAAGAUCCAACAUAUACAAGAAGUACUGUAUAGUUAAAAGAAAAUUUGCAUAAUAAUGAGUGCUGUUUCACAGUGUGAUGAGAGACUGGGGUGAUCACAUGGAGAAAGGCUCCGUGUGGUUUGUUAUAUCCUCUAAGGACCUAAAAAACCUGCUGUGUUGAAUCUAAAUGUCGAUUUGUGUCGACACGUUUCAGACGUCGCACUGAAUGAGUCGGGCUGAAUAGGUUGCGAGGAGUAAAAGAUGACUUGAUGUGGAGUUUCUGUUGCACAAACCAAAACUGUGACAUUUGGUUCAGCACAGCAAAAACUCGAUGUUUGAAUGGGUGUCGUGCUUUUGCCGUGGAGCACGGCUGGCACAGCCAUGCCGAAUUGAUUCAAAAUUAGACAAUGCAGAAGCGCGAGGUAUUUGUCGGGCCCUAAGUAAAAUCAUCCUUCCUAUACCAAUGGUAUCUGUCGCCGUGUUGAUGGAGAGCCUCUUGUAAUGUAUCCAUUCUAGGCAAAAAUAUAUCCUGUCGAAAUUUGAAAUCUCGGGUAGAAAUAUGUAUGUUAUUCCAGAAGAAAUCCAUACCGCAACGGGGGAUAAGAGAUUCCGUGUGAGGGGUAUCUUUCAGUCCCUACUACACUAGCCGCAUCACAGUAUUCACACCACGCCCGUACCCAGGAUGUUUCCUGGGGGGUAGGGGGUUGUGCGAAAUCCGAAAAAGUUGACCUUAUUUUUCUAGGGGAAGGGGGGGGGGGGGAGGGAGUGACGGAGUUCUCUGAUAAAAAUCUAACCAACUCCCUGCCUUUGCAGUAUCUCAACAGGACGUUUAUUGUAGGAUUGGGCUACAUAUUACCAGAGUGAUCUAGCUUCUGAUUUUGAGUUUUGUACACAAAUAGGAUGUCUAUUUCCAUUGUGGGAGGUGCGUUUGCACCCCCCCCCCCCCCCUGGGUAUGGGCCUGUACACCAACAACCCAAUGGGCUCCCACUUCCAGGGGGUGAAAAUUCCAGAGGUUGGAUCACACACAUUCACAUAAAAACAUGAAUCUUACCAUUUACACAGCGCAAGUCCACCUAUAAUUGACACUAAAAUAUAUAGAUAUGUAUGUUUGGGUAGCUAAUUGAAAAAAAAGGUGACCCAAGUUUGUAUUUUAAUUAUUUCAAGUAGAUCACUGUAUAAAAAAUGUAUAAAUAACACUAGUUAUGUCAGAAAUAGACUAUAUUUUUUGUGGAAAUUUUAUCUGUGAAAAUAAACCAUUGGACGUUUACCAUCUAAAAGUAAAUAAAAAAUGUAUUAAAUAACACUAGUUAUGAGAAAUAAACUAUAUUUUUAGUGGAAGUUUUAUCUAAUGUGAAAAUAAACCAUUUGACGUUUACCAUCUAAA
Molecule: messenger RNA, 2871 nt
Organism: Nematostella vectensis (starlet sea anemone)
Lineage: Eukaryota; Metazoa; Cnidaria; Anthozoa; Actiniaria; Edwardsiidae
Product: L-2-hydroxyglutarate dehydrogenase, mitochondrial
Exons: 11
Coding region: 139-1509 (456 amino acids)
Molecular function (GO): (S)-2-hydroxy-acid oxidase activity; (S)-2-hydroxyglutarate dehydrogenase activity
Source: RefSeq, a predicted model, not a curated record